GACGAGGAAAGAGAGGAAGAGGAGGGAGGGAGAGAGGGAGGGAAGGGGGGCGUGGCACAGCUUGCUCCCUCUUUAUUAAGCGCUCGCACAAAUCAUUUUGGAACUGGAAUUGACGACAUCCGCUGUUCAACUUCUCAAGAGCCAUUUACCUCUCCGUUUUACGGCUUAAUUCGACUGAGACAUCUGAGCGCAUUGGCUUUUCACUUCUCCCCUCUAUGGUUCACUCGACACCACAUACUAAAUUUGCCUUACACGCUUAUUUCCACAUAUGAAUCUUUUAGCUCCUUUUAAGCGAUGCACUCUGUCAAUGGGUUUGUCAGGCUUCCCUCGCUGCUUGAAGGUGGUUCUGAGAAGUCGCACAAAAUAUAUUGUCAGAACUGCAAUAUCAAGUUGGACACGCCGGAGCAAUAUUUCCAGCACGUGCAAAAUAAGAAUCACAAAAUGAUGAUGAAGCGCCUCUCCAGCCAUGGUAACGGUAACUCAUCGUCUGACACGGGAGGAAGGAAAGACUGCGACCGCGCGGCGGCGGCGCUGGUUGAAAGUCUGACGCUGGAGAAAGGGAUAUUCAAGCAACUGGACAAGCGCUCCGUGCCAGGUGCAUCCAUGAUGAUGUUUUGGCACAGCUCGGAGGCCGCGUCCGAAGCCGAUUGCAUCUGUUGCGCUUGCCAGGAUGCUUUUCCGGCAUCGUUACUGAUAAAACACUUGGAUUCGCACAGGCACCUCCUGCACACUCUGUUGCAUCUAAAUCCCUGGCGGCUGCCGUUUGGUUGGCGACAAGUUCCGGAAAGGAAAUCGUUGCAGUCAGAGUUGGAGGCGGAGGAGAAGAAAAGAGGGUGGUGUCAGGUGGUUCUAAAGGUGAUGGAUUUUCCCUGCUCAGUGUUUCAAGACCUCAAUCCACCAAGUUACCAGAAAGUGAAGGACAAACUCGGGCGGCACCACGUUGUCAUGAGAUUGCUACUGUGCCAAACCUUCAGCCGACACCACAAACAUGGGACUUACCCACUUUUGGGGCGAAAUUUUAUUGUGUCGUACGAGGCCCACGACGCAGCCUGCAACUCCACCUACGAUUCGUUGCUGUGUCUGCUGUGUAGAAGGCGGCUGACGGAGCAAGAGGGUCACGCACACGCUUUCAGCUGGGAACACGUUGCUAUGUUUCUCGACCGUUUCCAUCCUGGCUCGCUGAUGGCCAAUUGCGGGCCAAAGAUUUUACUGGACCUUGCAAGCCAGGCUGCACGUAUUCACAGAAUAACGGAUAUACAGAAAAUCAAGUUGGAUCGGCCCAUCAAGGAACCUUGCGACUACGCCAGAGCGAAAAUAAUCCUGAGUGCAGCACUGAGGAGGACGAGCAAGGGUCCGCUUAUACCCCUCUUCCUAUCGCACGCACGGUUGGUCCCCAAAGGAACAUCAUUGACCUCUGAGAACAGCGUGACACGCAAAAUGACGGCGCUCCCUUCAAAGAUCCCCAGCAGAAAUCCCACUGACAGUAACGGGACCUCCGGACCCCAAAAGACUGUGAAUCAGACCGGACUCCGAAUUAGCGGCCAUGUUUUGACAUCCGCAAAAGAGGAAGGUGAGCGAAAGAGGCCGAUGGAUGCUCACGAUGACAAGAUUGGCUGUAAAAGACAACGAAGGGGCUCCAGAGAAAUGAUAACACAUGAAGAAAAGCCAAAGCUGAAAUAUGAGAAUUCGGACCAAAAGCAGACUGCGACCACCUCCAAAACAAAUCUAGCCAAGGCUGCAGUACCUGUGGCCGCCUGCACCGAAACCACCUCCCAAAUCACUGCAUUCAAGUCCACAACAUCGACCACCACUUAUACUUCAAAGGUCAAGACAGCGACGACAACCACCUCAAGUGCAAAUAGAACCGUGCAUUCCAACUCCUGCGCCCCAAAACUCGUAGCCCCUACUUCCAGUUUCACGAAAUCCUGCGGUGUUACGGCAACCUCCUUGAGUCCACCCCCAACCACAGCAAAGUCCAUUGCACCCUCUGCCAAUAGCUGCCAAUCCUGUAGAGAGAGCGCAACAUAUUCCACUGCGACUUCAAGCGUCAACAGAUUCACACCUACUGCCUGUAACGAUAAGUCCUGUGACGUGACCGCAGUAUACUCCGGUGCAAUUGCAACCACCGGAAAGUCCACUGCACCUGUUGGCAGUUUUAUUCCAACAUCCUCUGGAGUUGCGGCAAAGUCCCCAAGACUGAGCAGCAUCCAGGCUCUUCCAAUUUCUAUGGUGACUGCACCUUCAAAUCCAACCGCAGCCGUCAAAGGUGGAACCGCAACCAAGCACGUGGGAGUGACCGCCGCAACCACCACUAAACCCACAGCACCGAAUGCCGUUCAUGGCACGUCAACCUCUACUUUUAGUGCAUCUGCGACGACUUCCAGGCCCAGUGCAUCAGGCGCUCGCUGUGCCGUCUCGACCUCCAAGUUAAUAGCAUCUGACUCCAGCCCCAAAUCUUCAUUCACCAUGUCAGGAUUAGGCCACAUAGAACCUGAAGUUGGAUCUGGAAGAGAAGCCGUGCGACACUCUCACUUGGCAGCCGUAAAAAAAAAACAGAGCGUUUAAAUCGUCGGUCCGGUCUCAGGCCCAA
Messenger RNA from Hippocampus comes (tiger tail seahorse), 2590 nucleotides. Its product is annotated as mucin-5AC-like. The coding region runs from base 295 to 2565 and encodes 756 amino acids. Lineage: Eukaryota; Metazoa; Chordata; Actinopteri; Syngnathiformes; Syngnathidae. The record is from RefSeq and is a predicted model, not a curated record. The transcript has 17 exons.